Bolinopsis microptera is the source of this 1712-nucleotide messenger RNA. RefSeq lists its product as uncharacterized. The coding region runs from base 114 to 731 and encodes 205 amino acids. The record is from RefSeq and is a predicted model, not a curated record. NCBI's taxonomy places the organism in Eukaryota, Metazoa, Ctenophora, Tentaculata, Lobata, Bolinopsidae. The transcript has 2 exons.
GCAGCUUAUAGAAUGUUCUUAGCAGUGAAGGGAAUAGAGAAAGAGGAGCCGAUCACCGUAUAGACUUUGGUAAUAGAGAGAUCAAAUCACUGGCACAAGGACUGAUUGAAAACAUGGCUGACACAACCUACUCAACCUCAGUGGUUUCAGUAGUUGAGUAUUUUAAAGAAAACCCACUCCCUCAUCAAGGAGCCCCAAUGCUCUACCAAGCUUACAACGAGUUAGAUCGCUCCAGACUCCCAGAUGUGAUAGAGAGUAUUACUGGUCCUGAUGACAUGGUGUGUGAGGGAGUGGUGCGCAGUGCGCGCGUUAACACUCACAUUACAAAGGAGCAGGAACACAAUGCAGACGUUAUGUUAGGACUUGUUUACAUGAUGGUAGGUGGUGUUGAUGAAGCACAUGACCUAGUUCUGCCCUACUCUUGGCCUUGUGAUACUAUAUAUGGUGGACCUGCAGUCCUGGAUUCCCCGGCUCUGAGUAACGCAACACACUGCCAUGCACUAGUUCAUCGUAUGGAGGGGGAGCAUCCAGGAGAGGGAGGGAUGAUGGGGUAUGACAAUGCUCACUUCUGGUUUGGGAGAGUUCCUUCAGAACACGUUCUUUAUAAUAAUCUCUCUGAGACUUGUCUGAGUCUUGAAAUACAGCACAACUUUAGCGGUGAAGAUAAGAAGUUCUGUGAUAAGAUAAGAGCAGUGAAGGGAAUAGAGAAAGAGGAGCCGAUCACCGUAUAGACUUUGGUAAUAGAGAUAUCCAAUCACUGGUACAAGGACUGAUUGAAAACAUGGCUAACACAACCUACUCAACCUCAGUGGUUUCAGUAGUUGAGUAUUUUAAAGAACACCCUCUCCCUCAUCAAGGAGCCCCAAUGCUCUACCAAGCUUACAACGAGUUAGAUCGCUCCAGACUCCCAGAUGUGAUAGAGAGUAUUACUGGUCCUGAUGACAUGGUGUGUGAGGGAGUGGUGCGCAGUGCGCGCGUUAACACUCACAUUACAAAGGAGCAGGAACACAAUGCUGAUGUUAUGUUAGGACUUGUUUACAUGAUGGUAGGUGGUGUUGAUGAAGCACAUGACCUAGUUCUGCCCUAUUCUCUACCAGAGGAUUCUGAGUGGGGUGGUCCUGCUGUUCUCGACUCACUUGCUCUGGGUAACGCUACAUAUUCUCACGCUCUGGUGCACCGGAUGGAGGGUAAGUAUGUGGGGGAGCUAGGGAUGAUUGGGUGGGAUAAUGCUAGGUCCUGGUUCAGUGAGACACCUCCUGAUCAUGUGCUGUUUAACAAGGUUUCUAAAGCUGCUGAAAAUAUUGGGGCGAGGAAAGUCUCUGAAGAGGCGGAUAAAUGUUUGUUGGACGAUAUCAAGGGUAGAAAGCCGUGGAGUUGGAAAUCUUUGACUGAUUUGUUUUCUAGAUCAGCUCAGUCUAAAGCACUGUCCCUAUUUUGUGAUGAGCUGCAUAAUUUGGAGAUAAGCAUGAUUUUACAGCACUGUAACGGGGUUGUUAAUAAGUCAAGAUAGCUAGCGUAUAUGCUUGUAAAAUAGGCAACUUCAUUAAAACGUUAAAAAGCUUCAAAUGUAUUGCAUUUGAAAAUAUUCUUUACUGUUUUAAGUUAAAAUGAAAGAUUAUUAACUCCAGGUAUUUUAUAAUAUUGAAUGUUGAUAUGAUUGUCUUUGUUGAAUAUUUGAAAAUUUUCUCCUACAACAUUAAACUAAUGAAUUG